This is a messenger RNA of Amyelois transitella, 4474 nucleotides long. It is a transcript of the gene Galphaq, whose product is annotated as guanine nucleotide-binding protein G(q) subunit alpha. Lineage: Eukaryota; Metazoa; Arthropoda; Insecta; Lepidoptera; Pyralidae. The transcript is spliced from 9 exons. Gene Ontology annotation, biological process: adenylate cyclase-modulating G protein-coupled receptor signaling pathway; phospholipase C-activating dopamine receptor signaling pathway. Gene Ontology annotation, molecular function: GTPase activity; G protein-coupled receptor binding; guanyl nucleotide binding. The coding region runs from base 377 to 1438 and encodes 353 amino acids. Gene Ontology annotation, cellular component: heterotrimeric G-protein complex. The record is from RefSeq and is a predicted model, not a curated record.
AUUUGAUGAACAUGAAAAUUAGAUUAAUUUCCUACAUGCAUUUCAUUAAUCUAAUUUAAAUUAUGUACAUACAUUGAUUGAAUCAACUUUUUACAAGAUAUAUUUCAGUAAGAAUUCAUUUCAGCCUUCUUUUUUUUUAAUUUGCUAAUAUUCAUUUAACGCACGCGCAGAACAUCAUCGCCCGAAAUCUCCCAGCGCCAUAUUGAGAGGCGGACGUUGUAUGACUUGAGUGAUUAAUCGUGGUUAGUGCAAUUGAAGUGGAACAGUUGAUCGUGCCCUAUGGAUAUUCAUUUGGGAGUGGUGUGCCUCGGUUGAAAGGCCUGCCGAAAGGACGGCUCCGCGCGUGAGGACGGAUUGCGGCCCUCCGCUCUAAAUCAUGGAGUGCUGCAUGUCAGAAGAAGCAAAAGAACAGAAAAGAAUCAAUCAAGAAAUAGAGAGGCAACUCCGAAAGGACAAGAGAGAUGCAAGAAGAGAACUCAAACUACUACUGCUUGGUACCGGCGAGUCGGGCAAAUCAACAUUCAUCAAGCAGAUGAGAAUCAUCCACGGUUCCGGCUACAGCGACGACGACAAGCGCGGCUUCAUCAAGCUGGUGUACCAGAACAUCUUUAUGGCGAUGCAGAGUAUGAUACGCGCUAUGGAACUACUCAAAAUACAAUACGGGAAUCCGUCCAACGUAGAAAAGGCGGAGUUGAUAUCGGCGAUCGACUUUGAGAGUGUGACCACAUUCGAGAGUCCGUACGUAGAGGCGAUCAAGGGACUCUGGUCCGACUCCGGCAUCCAGGAGUGCUAUGAUCGCAGGCGGGAGUACCAGCUCACCGAUUCAGCCAAAUACUACUUGCAGGAGAUAGACCGUGUGGCGUCACCAAAUUACCUACCAACCGAACAAGACAUCCUCCGUGUGAGAGUCCCCACAACGGGUAUCAUUGAAUACCCGUUUGACUUGGAGGAGAUACGAUUUAGAAUGGUGGACGUCGGGGGCCAAAGAUCCGAGAGAAGGAAGUGGAUCCACUGUUUUGAAAACGUCACAUCCAUCAUAUUCUUAGUAGCUCUUAGUGAAUAUGAUCAAAUUUUAUUCGAAUCCGAAAAUGAGAAUCGAAUGGAGGAGUCGAAGGCGUUAUUCAAAACUAUCAUCACGUACCCGUGGUUCCAGCAUUCGUCGGUAAUUCUGUUCCUCAACAAAAAGGAUUUGCUCGAAGAGAAGAUCAUGUAUUCGCAUCUGGUCGACUACUUCCCGGAGUACGAAGGUCCGCAACGCGACGCGAUCGCUGCGCGCGAGUUCAUCCUGCGAAUGUUCGUCGACCUCAAUCCGGACGCGGAGAAAAUCAUCUAUUCGCACUUCACCUGUGCGACUGACACCGAAAACAUCCGAUUUGUGUUCGCCGCAGUGAAAGACACGAUCCUGCAAUCCAACCUUAAGGAGUACAACCUGGUGUAAGGAGCCGCGGCCGCCGACACAGAUCUGUGAUUGUGUAUAACACAUAAUUAAAACAUCAUCACUUCACGACAGAAUGUGUAAAUUCACGAACUGAAAUCGUAUGGACGAACUUAUUCACCUUAAAAUGUUUAAUGAGAAAGUAAGGAUAGAUUGUAAGUCAUUUAACCCAAAAAUAGUUACAACCGGGCCGCGGCCCGUCGACUACGCUCGUGCGCGUCCCAACGUCGCGACACGUUUUUGACAUGUUUUUUUAUGAUGAAGUUAUUCACAAUUUAUGUAUGUGUCUGUAUUGGUGAAUAUUAAAUUGUGCAUUUUAAAAGUUAUGGUGAGACUUGGCCUUACCAUGCUGCUUUUAGUCAUUGUUUUAGGAUUUUUGUAAAGUUUGUUGCCAUAAUAUCUUUCUACAUUAGUAUACAUUUUAUUAUGUCCAAACGGAUGGAUUUGAACAAACUAGUCCAAUGAGUGUUUAGUAUCGACUCGUGGCUCGAGACAGGACUAACUAAUGACGUAUCAGGAAACGCUUCCGUUAUUAUUGUGUAUAAGUUGAAGUGUCGAGAGCAGAGUUUUGGAGGCGGCGGUGGUACUAUAGAACGCACGUCAGAGGUUUCGUCGGCUUCUUACAAUUUAUUAGAACAAAUUAUUUAAAUGUACAAAACCUCUGCUAUCUUAACAUAAACUACUUAAAAUCUUAUUUCCUAGUAUUUAAGUUCCUCGAUGUAGCUCGUCUUUAAAGUAUUUAAAAAUCGAACUAAUAGGAUUUGAAGAAAAUAAUCGCUAUUGGUGGGUUCGAGAAUGUUCUAUAUUUGAAAUGGCCCGAAGGAACGUUUGACCUGUAUUGCGUAGUACGUCCCGGUAUAGCGCCGCGCCGCGCGGCAAUGUGUUCACUGAUCGCUCGCCCCGCCUCAAUAAGUGAAACAAAUCAAUAUACAAAAUAUAUAUCGAUACCGUUUGUUCUGUUAGCUUGGAAGAUUUUAUAUAUUUAUUAAUUGAAUUUAAAUAUUACAUUACUUUUGUACAUUGGAAUUUUUGUUACUUGAAUAUAUGUUAUUAUUUAAGCUGUUUAUAUUUAAAUAUGGUGUUUUUCUACACGAAUUGACUUGACGCAAAAUGUUUUACGUUAACUGUAGGCUUUAUGCAGUGGUCUGGUAUAUUUGGUUUCUUCUGAUUUGAUCCGUGUAUGAGAAUUCCAUUCAGCUAGCAGUAUGUCGAGUAUAAGGAAAUACUACGUUAGUUGUUUAAGGACAUUUUUGAUGCAUUUGAUAUAAACUUUUUUUACUAGGAACCCAAGGGAUACAAUAAAGCGAAAUGUGAAUUGUAAAAACCGAUACCUGUUUUUUGCACGAAAGCUUGUACCACAUGUAUGUAAUAUAUUGUACAUUUGGGUCUAAAUGUGCUGAGUGAAUUGAGCCGACAGUUCAGUGCCAAGUUUUGCUAUUGGCAAUUUUUUUAACUGUACGUGAAGCACAAAAUAAAUCUUUUAUAAUUGUUUUCCAUAUUUAGAGUAUUUUAUUAUGCUAUGCUUAAUUUAGUGUGUUGCUUCGUGUUAUUAUUUCGUUAUUUAUGUAUAGUAAGAAACAAAGUUUCUAUUUUGUCGGUAUAAUAGCUUACAUUAAAUUAUUUGUUGUUGUCUUUAUUUAAUGCGUCCAGAGCAUAUCGAUUACCUCUGAGGUUAGGCGUCGGACAUGUGACUGUCAAUAGCAAAACUGUAUGCUUUAAUUAAUAUACAGCUGUCUGAAAUGCUCAAAAUAAUGUGAAAUUGUAACUUAGCGCACAAUAUUGGAACUUUCUAUUGAUGUUACCCACUCAAGUGCAAUCUCUGUGUAUGCCCUGUACAUAGGAAAGUAUAUUUCUUUACAGCAAUAUUGUGAAAAGGCCCGACGCGGCUUGGCUGUGACCGACGGGCGGCGCGCUGGCCAGCCGACUGUGUGCUUUGUGCCAACUGCAUCAAGUUCAAAAUUGAACUUUCUAUGAAUAAUUUUAUAGGAAUUGUGUCGUAUUCAUGAGAUGUGUCGUUUCCAUACUAAGUUUGAAUACAUUGCGCAGAUUAUAUAGGUAGCAACAAAAACAAACAAAGCACAAUACAUAUUCUAAUUGGUGAUUAGAGCCACAUACUACCAAGUUUCUGACAGUUUUUUUAUUUGUUUGGCAAUUCUUAUGAUACUUAUAGAUUGGUUAAAUAUUAUUUAAUCAAAUAUAAAAGCGUCGGUUGCUGUAAUAUUUUAAGGGCGUACAAAACUAAUAUAAUUUUAAAAGAAAAUGUUUGGAUGGUUACAUACUCAAAGAAAUAUUCAAAAUUUCUUUCUCGGGUUCCAGUAUGCAAUCUGAACUUUUUCUAAGUUUACCUCUUAUCUAAAUUAAGUUCCAUUUUAACCAAACAACUAUGACUCAUUCUUCUAUAUACAAACAGGGAGAGACUGUUAAAAUUACCGAAUUUAUAUUUUUAAUGAAAUUGUCAGAAAUGGUACUAGUUGUGGCAUUAAAUUUAUUUGUUGAUGAGCAAUAUGGUUGGCUGGCCGAGGCUUGCUCCCAAAUUACACCGUAGCGCAUUCAUAGCUAACGUGACUGCUGACGACGUCUUAAUAGUUAAACCGUACGCUCUCAAGAGUAGAACUCAAUAUAGCUUGACAUUGGACUUUAUAAAAUGUUACCUACUUUUCAAAUAACGCGUCUAGAUCGCAUUGAUUGUCAAAUUACACCAAGAGUACAGUCAAAACUAACCUGACGUACGAGUCGUUCCAUGCGCAUACGCAAGUGCGUGCGAUUUGGGAGUAAGGUUUAUCGCGCGCCGUCGUCACCGCGUCGAAUUCGUAUCUUCCAUACGAAUGGACUGAAACUCGUGUGGAGUGGAUCUUAACUGUUUGAUUUAACGGUUGGGUGGUGACUACACAAAUAUUGCUAAACUAUUAUAGUCUAACGUUGCUUUACCUUUUGCGUGAGAUUGUGAGGAUUUUAGCUUAAGUUCCGACUGAAGAUGGAUGCCUGUAUGAAAUAUUGUAAAUUAUAAUUUCUCAUAAAAUAUAAUUUUUUUCAGCUAAA